UAUCUAUUUGCCACCCACCACCACCACAGACGCGAGGAAACGAAAUUCUGCCAGGCGUAUUGCGAGAAAGACGUGCAUAUGACAACACCGCCACCCAGUCCGCCUACAGCGCCGCGAUUACGGCCUGCUGCCCUUCCGGAAAUUGAAGAUGAACCUGUGAAGGGACCGGAACAAGUCACCGAGGAUACAGAUAUUUCGACUUUGACGACCGCCCAGGUCUUUGAUUUGAACCAGAGCCUCCUCGACGAAGCCACAGGCGUGACGCGUCCGCUGAUCGAUGAGAUUGCUCCGAUAUCAACUUUACGCGCCGAGUAUGAGAACGGCAGCCCUGCAUUCGUCAGGCAAAUAGACUGGCUGACCACCAAGGGCUAUCACUACAUCAGAAGAACAAAAGGCGACGGAGAUUGUUUCUACAGAUCCGUGGCAUUCGCAUAUGUGGAACGCAUGAUGCACGCGCUCAAUCCGGCACAGGCCGUGGAAAAGGGUGUUGCAACACUGAAAUCUACUCUACCCAUGCUGGAGAACGUGGGAUUCCAAAGAUUGGCGUUUGAAGAUUUUUACGACGUGCUCGAAUCGCUCCUUUUGAGUAUUGUCACGCCACAAGUCACCGGCAAAACCCUCAAUGCGGUCGGGCUUCUCGAGGCGUUUCAGUCUCCCGAAGUAUCAAACUCUAUCGUCGUUUAUUUGAGACUGCUGACUUCCGCCCAAAUACGCAUCGACCCUGAUGCGUUCGCUCCCUUCCUUUUCCAUCCGGAGCUAGGUGAGCCAAUGGAAGUGCGCGAAUUUUGUGAGCACUUUGUAGAGGCCGUUAAUAAAGAAGCAGACCACGUCCAAAUGACUGCCCUGUCGAAGGUGCUCCAACUUAACGUCAAUGUUGCUUAUCUCGAUGGCAGAAACAGUAAUGGGCUAGUCGAUUUUGUCGAAUUUCGCAGUGCGCCUGACGCUAAUGAGACGCCGCUCGCACUGCUCUACAGACCCGGGCAUUAUGAUAUCCUAGUAGACUCUGAAUGAUGCAGGCUUAGGUAUGGAUGUGUGAUAAAAGAGCAGAACGACGUCUUCGUACAGCAGUGUCCUCCUGAACUUAAUCCCUGUCAUCUCUAUUCCCUAAUACACAGAGACCAGGCGCAUAUUCGACCCUCGCUUGCAAUCAACGUCACAAU
Guyanagaster necrorhizus is the source of this 1160-nucleotide messenger RNA. Its product is annotated as cysteine proteinase. The coding region runs from base 79 to 1011 and encodes 310 amino acids. Lineage: Eukaryota; Fungi; Basidiomycota; Agaricomycetes; Agaricales; Physalacriaceae. Gene Ontology annotation, molecular function: cysteine-type deubiquitinase activity; ubiquitin binding. The record is from RefSeq and is a predicted model, not a curated record. Gene Ontology annotation, cellular component: nucleus. The transcript is spliced from 10 exons. Gene Ontology annotation, biological process: protein K48-linked deubiquitination.